AUGGACUCCGCCACCGUGGCGCUCGGCAGCCCCGCCUCCGACGACCGACGGUUCUGGGACCGCCUCCGCACCCGCGUCGACACCAUCCUCGAGGACCGCCGUGACCUCCCACCAACCGCCGCCGCCUCCGGUGACCCCACGCGUGUGGUGGAGUCCGAACGGGGGAAGCGCCUCCGGGAGGACUCCCUGAUGCUCGUCCGUGGCCUCGACUCCGUGGCGGCGUCGCUGGCGCAGCUCUCCGACACCCUCACCGCCGCGCAGAAGGGAGUGAGUGCUCUGGCGACGUGCUCUUCCCAGGCGAGGGGAUGCGAGGGAGGCGCCUGCCCCGAGGAGGUGGAGGAGGAGGAGGAGCCCAAGGCGAAGCGGAUGUGUGGCGGCUCCACGGAAGAUUCUCCACGGAAGGGCAUGGACAGCAAUUCUCCGGCCGCUGGAGAGGAAACGGCGGUUGGUCCUGAUGGUCCGGGGAAGGGGAAUAUCCAGGCCUCUGCUGAGGUCGCACAGAGCACUAACCUGAAGCGGGCCAGAAAUCUGGCCGUUUCAAUGGCAAGCAGAGCUGCUGCACUUGCCAGGGAGCUCAAGAACAUCAAGUCAGAGCUGCACUUCAUGCAGGAGAGGUGCGGUUUGCUAGAGGAGGAGAACAAGAGGCUCAGAGAGGGAUGUGACAAUGGAGUUGCCCCUGAAGAAGAUGACUUGGUGAGACUGCAAUUGGAGGCUCUGCUUGCAGAGAAGUCGCGGCUGGCACAAGAGAACGCCAACCUAACGAGAGAGAACCAGAGCCUGAUGCAGCUGGUUGAGUAUCACCAGUUGACAUCCCAGGAUCUGGAUGACUCCUAUGAGGAUGUUAUGCAGGGGAUACGGCUUGACUUCUCGUCGCCGCUGGGGAAGAUCACCGACGAUGAUGAAGAAGGCGAGUGCGACGAUGAAGUUCCGGUCACCCCAGCUGAGGUGUUAUGCUCCCCCGAUGAGUAG
This is a messenger RNA of Miscanthus lutarioriparius, 969 nucleotides long. Lineage: Eukaryota; Viridiplantae; Streptophyta; Magnoliopsida; Poales; Poaceae. The record is from the annotation of a GenBank genome assembly.